This is a messenger RNA of Synchiropus splendidus (mandarinfish), 1926 nucleotides long. RefSeq lists its product as uncharacterized. The transcript is spliced from 7 exons. Gene Ontology annotation, molecular function: 2-oxoglutarate-dependent dioxygenase activity; methyltransferase activity. Bases 239 to 1204 code for a protein of 321 amino acids. Lineage: Eukaryota; Metazoa; Chordata; Actinopteri; Syngnathiformes; Callionymidae. The record is from RefSeq and is a predicted model, not a curated record.
CACUCAGUUCAGGAGGCUGAACCUUCGGAAGGCGGCGGGUCCGGACAGAGUUUCCCCUGCCAUCCUAAAGCAUUGUGCUGCAGAGCUGGCUCCAGUGUUCACGGACAUCUUCAAUGCUUCCUUGGUGUCCUGUCAUGUACCUGCCUGCUUUAAGUCCUCCACUAUCAUCCCUGUUCCCAAGAAGGCCAGGAUCACAGGACUGAAUGACUACAGACCGGUGGCACUGACGUCUGUGGUCAUGAAGUCCUUUGAGCGCCUGGUUCUCUCUCACCUGAAAUCUAUCACUGCUUCUCUCCUGGACUCAUUGCAGUUUGCCUACAGAGCCAACAGAUCUGUGGACGAUGCAGUGAACCAGGCCCUUCAUUUCGUUCUGGACCAUCUGGACUGGCCAGGAACCUAUGCCAGGAUCCUGUUUGUGGACUUAAGCUCUGCCUUUAACACAAUUCUUCCAGCUCUGCUUGAAGACAAGCUUGGCCAGCUCGACGUGCCUGACUCCCUCUGUAGAUGGAUUACAGACUUCCUGACCAGCCGAAGUCAGCGUGUGCGGCUGGGGACGACUGUCUCUGACACUCGGACCCUCAAAAUUGGGUCUCCUCAGGGCUGUGUUCUCUCUCCAUGGCUAUUCUCUCUGUACACUAACUGCUGCACCUCCAGCCACGAGUCCGUGAAGCUGAUCAAGUUUGCGGAUGACACCACCAUCAUCGGGCUCAUCUCAGAUGGAGAUGAGUCGGCUUACAGGAGGGAGGUGGAGCGGCUAGUGUCCUGGUGCAGCCACAACAACCUGGAGCUCAAGGCCCAGAAGACAGUGGAGAUCGUCAUAGACUUCAGGAGAGUAACAGUUUCUCUGUCCCCUCUCAUGUUGGCUGGUUUAGCCAUUCCUAUUGUGGACUCCUUCUGCUUCCUGGGAACCACCAUCACUGAGGACCUCAAAUGGGAGCCAACCAUCAGGUCCCUCAUCAGGAAGGCCCAGCAGAGAAUGUUCUUUCUGAGGCAGCUACGGAAACUACGACUGCCGACGAAGUUGCUGGUGGAGUUCUACACGGCCAUCAUCCAGUCCAUCCUCACCUCCUCUAUCACCAUCUGGUACAACAGCGCCACCUCCAGGGACAAGAGCCGACUGCAGCGCAUCGUACGUUCUGCUGAGAAGCCCUCCUGUCCUGCCAUAUGGCGUCAUCAUCAGUUGGUGCUUCAAUAUCUGUUUUAACAUCGGCUAGCUGCUGGUCUGGGACCGAGGAAUAAUGAAUGCUGCCCUGGUGUUUCUCAUCCUGGUCAUCCUCACAAACUACUCAAUGGUCUUCUUCAUCUGCCAUGGACUUAAAACCUAUGGAGCAUGGCUCAACAAAUACCACAAGGUGGACCUGUGGCUUCUGCGUAUCAUUGUUCAGAAUGGAAUUACGAUUUACACAACCUGGACAACGCUUGCAACCCUCAUCAACCUGGCUAUUGUUCUCCAAUAUGAAGCUGAAUUGUCUUCAACCUGUCUGCAACCGUGUCAUACUCAAUCCUGGCCUGUGUGUUACUUGUGUGGACUGAAACUCCCGUGGUCCAACAAGAAACAUCCGAAAAUCAAUAAAAGUCCCUAUCAACAAAAACAGAAAGUGGGCCAAGUUCAGAAGAGUCCAAGAGCCUGAGCAUCGAGAAAACACCUGUGAAGACAUCGCAUCUAGGAAGAGAAACAACUCCCUUUCUACAGAAACUCAAAGAAGUUGGACAGACCAAAAUGACAAGGUCGAGGAAGCAGUUGACACCUGUGAAAAUACCACCACAGCCCAGACCUGAGCCUGAUGAUGAUUUUUUGAUUCUGGAUCUAGAUGAUCCACUUUGGAUUACCAUCCCAAAGAAAAACACAGCACAGUUGAAAGAAGGAGUUCGCCAGAGACUGCACCAAAGGAAGAGGCCCCUAAGGCGGUCAUGCAUAGUCUGAAA